Molecule: messenger RNA, 4884 nt
Organism: Chinchilla lanigera (long-tailed chinchilla)
Lineage: Eukaryota; Metazoa; Chordata; Mammalia; Rodentia; Chinchillidae
Gene: Nr1d2
Product: nuclear receptor subfamily 1, group D, member 2
Biological process (GO): negative regulation of transcription by RNA polymerase II; positive regulation of transcription by RNA polymerase II; hormone-mediated signaling pathway
Molecular function (GO): zinc ion binding; RNA polymerase II cis-regulatory region sequence-specific DNA binding; nuclear receptor activity
Source: RefSeq, a predicted model, not a curated record
GAGGUGUGAUUGCCUAUAUCAGUUCUUCCAGCUCAGCCUCUAGCCCUGCCUCUUGCCACAGUGAGGGUUCUGAGAACAGCUUCCAGUCUUCCUCCUCUUCUGUUCCAUCCUCUCCAAAUAGCUCCAGCUCCGAUGUCAAUGGGAAUCACAAGAACGGAGAUCUCUCCAAUAUAGAUGGCAUCCUGAAGAAUGAUCGAGUAGAUUGUUCUGUGAAAACAGGCAAAUCAAGUGCUCCUGGGAUGACAAAGAGUCAUAAUGGUGUGACAAAAUUUAGUGGCAUGGUUCUACUGUGUAAAGUCUGUGGAGAUGUGGCAUCAGGAUUCCACUAUGGCGUUCAUGCUUGUGAAGGCUGUAAGGGUUUCUUUCGGAGAAGUAUCCAGCAAAACAUUCAGUACAAGAAGUGCCUGAAGAACGAAAACUGUUCCAUAAUGAGAAUGAAUCGGAACAGGUGUCAACAGUGUCGAUUCAAAAAGUGUCUGUCUGUGGGGAUGUCUAGAGAUGCUGUUCGAUUUGGUCGUAUUCCUAAGCGUGAAAAACAGAGGAUGCUAAUUGAAAUGCAAAGUGCAAUGAAGACCAUGAUGAACAGCCAGUUCAGCGGUCACUUGCAGAAUGACACAUUAAUAGAACAUCAUGAACAGACAGCCUUACCUGCCCAGGAACAGCUGCGACCCAAACCCCAGUUGGAGCAAGAAAACAUCAAAAGCUCGCCUACUUCCUCUUCUGAUUUUGCAAAAGAAGAAGUGAUUGGCAUGGUGACCAGAGCGCACAAGGAUACCUUUAUGUAUAAUCAAGAGCAGCGAGAAAACCCAACCGAGAGCAUGCAGCCCCAGAGGGGAGAACGGAUUCCCAAGAGCAUGGAGCAGUAUAACUUAAAUCAUGACCAUUGUGGCAAUGGGCUGAAUAGCCAUUUUUCCUGUGAGAGCCAGCAGCAUCUCGGUGUCAAUGGACAGUACAAAGGGAGGAACAUAAUGCAUUACCCCAAUGGGCAUGCCAUUUGUAUUGCAAAUGGACAUUGUAUGAACUACUCCAAUGCUUAUACUCAAAGAGUAUGUGAUAGAGUUCCAGUAGAUGGAUUUUCUCAGAAUGAGAACAAGAAUAGUUACGUGUGCAACACUGGAGGGAGGAUGCAUCUGGUUUGUCCAAUGAGUAAGUCUCCAUAUGUGGAUCCACAUAAAUCGGGGCAUGAAAUCUGGGAAGAAUUUUCGAUGAGUUUCACACCAGCAGUGAAAGAAGUGGUGGAAUUUGCAAAGCGUAUUCCUGGGUUCAGGGAUCUCUCCCAGCAUGACCAGGUCAACCUUUUAAAGGCUGGGACUUUUGAGGUUUUGAUGGUACGGUUUGCAUCAUUAUUUGAUGCAAAGGAGCGUACUGUCACCUUUUUAAGUGGAAAGAAGUAUAGUGUGGAUGACUUACACUCAAUGGGAGCAGGGGAUCUCCUGAACUCUAUGUUUGAAUUUAGUGAGAAGCUAAAUGCCCUCCAGCUGAGUGAUGAAGAGAUGAGCUUGUUUACAGCAGUUGUCCUGGUAUCUGCAGAUCGAUCCGGAAUAGAAAAUGUCAACUCUGUGGAGGCUUUGCAGGAGACCCUCAUUCGUGCACUAAGGACCUUAAUAAUGAAAAACCAUCCAAAUGAGGCCUCUAUUUUUACAAAACUACUUCUAAAGUUGCCAGAUCUUCGAUCUUUAAAUAACAUGCACUCUGAGGAGCUCUUGGCCUUUAAAGUUCACCCUUAAGGCCUUUGUUUAUUUGAACAUGAACUGAUACUAACUGUACAUUUUGUGCUACAAUGCUUAUUUAUAUGUGUGUACCAUACGUGGAGAAAGAAAAGACCUUUAAGACAAUAUGAGAUUGUAGGCUAUCUCUGUAAUCACGCAAUAGCUGUUUGGAUUGAGAACUCUUCAGCCCUGAUUAGAUAUUGAUUGCAUCUCCCCAAUAGACCAAUCAGCUGUGUCGCACUUAAACUGGAGAAGUUACACUGAAUUAUAAUCACACUGAAUGUUAGACUUUUUCAUCUGCCAAAACCAAAAGCCACCCAUUUUGAUCUCCCUGUGGUAUAAAUACAACGCACAAUCACAAGUAUAAGACAGAAAUUAGUCCUUUGUGAUAAGAGGUACUAUUGAAUGUUGGAAGUCUUGGUGUUGCCAAAAGACUGUUAUAUCUGGUAGUUGGAGAUUUGGGGAGCUAGUAGAUCUCCAUGUCUGAAUUUUACUCUGCCAUGGUUAAACUUGAUAUCCUGGGCAGGUUACUCAUUUGUGGAAAAUGAGAAUUGAUAGUGUCCCCGAUGCCCCACAUCUCAGAGAUACUAAAAAUGUCUAUAAAAGCAUAUUUGCCUCUUGGGAGAUAGGCACUAUGUAAAUAAGAUAAAAAAAUUUUUAUUAUAAUUAUUCUUCAUAAUACUCUUUUGUUAUUUUCAUGCAUUUCUGGGAAACCAUUUCAUAGUCUACCCCAGGCUGUUAUUCAGGGUUCCUUGCAUAUGUGUGGGGUGUCCUGAUACACACAUAUUCAGAGUUUAUGGAUACAUCAAAUACAUAGUAUGUGUACAUAGUAUGUAUGUGAAUAGUUAUACAUAAAUAUAUUUCUUCACAAUAUUUUAAACUGUGAAGAACUUUAUGAUACAAUAAACUUAAAACAAGAGGUGUCAAAAGACCCAAAUUAGGUGCAUUUUACCCGUUGAUUACAUAACCAUUGCUUUAAAAAUAUUUAGACAGAAUAUUGAAUUUAUCCUCUAUUUUUGUUUAUUUAAGCAACACUUAGUAAGUCCAACUUUCAGAAAAUGUGUAGAUUUCAUCUUUGGUAAUAUCUUUGGUUCAAGGUACUAGUUUUUUAAAAGUUUAUUCAGAUUCUUACCUUGUGCUAAUAAAGGUUGCAAUGCUGCCCCUUAUAUCCGUGCUGCAGCCCAGUGAUAAAGAAUUUUGAUCCUUCUUGGAGAACUAAUGUUUAAGGAAACUGUUGGCAUGUCUUAGCAUGUAUGUGUGCGCGUAUAUGCGCAUGCACGCACACACACGCGCGUGUGUGUGUUCUGAGUCCACUUUUUUUUUUCCCUGAGUAACACUACAGGGAUUUUGUCAAAUUAGAUUUAAUCUAUAAUUUGAAAAAUGAGUGUGUGACCUACAGACUUAGAAAUGGUAUAGUCAAAGAUUUUUCAUCCAUGCUUCUAAGAGUGGACUUUAUUAAACGAUACGAUCAGCUUCUGUUUGGGAGAAAUAGUCAAAGUUUAGGAUUUUAUGUAUGUUUUCUGUUUCCCCAGAAAAGAGCAAUCAAUUGGAUUUGUUGGUUAAGAUUGCCUUCUAUAUAAUGUUCAGAUGAUAUAAAAUUACAAAUGUUAAGAACUUGCUUUAUUUCACUAAGCCAGUUACUUUUAUGACAUGAGCAGAAUGCCUUAUUAUGUAAUCUUGAUUAAUUUGUUGUUACUGAGAUUUGAAUUUCUGUGGCACUAGUAACUAAGGUUAAAAAAAAAAAAGGUUGAACCCUCAUUGUAAAAGAGGAAAGGAGAUGGUGAUGUAAUAUGAUAUAAACCAUAACUGUGAUUUACCUUAUGUGGGUAUGACUUUUAUGGGAUAUACAGUUAUAGUUUUGUGAAUUCUUUACAUGGUAGCAUUAUCUUUUAAUUUUUUUUUCCUAAGAUAAAUAAAUGCAUAGUUUUCUUCUAUGGGGGAUAGAAACAGCUUUUUGAAAUAAUAUUGGAAACCUCAAAGAUCAUGUUGAUUUUUAAUUUUUGUUUUUUUGCAUAAAUCUCUUUUAUAACAUGUAUCUUUUAAAACGAUUAAGUCUUUAGGAAUGUGUAACCAGGACUAUGUUAGUAUUGCUUAUAAAACUUUAGUUAGGUUCAAUAUAUACAUGUAUAUGUCCGUAUAUAGGUAUAUAGAUUCACAUUUUGUCUUGUAAAAUUUUAUUUGAGUAAAUUCUACCUGUAGUAAUGGGAAACAAACUUAAUAGUUCAUAUUGCCACUCAUAGCAUUUCUGUAUUUGGAAAUAGCCCAAUAUGAAACUUGUAAUUCUAAAAUUAAACCAGCAGCCUAUUACAAGCACAUUUUUUGAUUGAGUUGUGGUUACAAACUUACUAAAUGCAAAGAGGACACUAGUAGAAGACAUCAAUUUAGGGAACUUCUGAGUCAGUGGGACACUGUUGAUUAAUGUACUGUAUGAAUUCAGUGAUGCUUUAACUCUGAUUUUAUGUUUUAAAGUUAAAAUAUGGGCAUUAUGUCAGGAGUAUUAAGGGCAUUAUGUCAGCAAGCUAAAACAUUUUUUUCCUGUGCUUUUAAUGUGUAUCUCUUCAUGAUCUGAGACAUGAUUCCAGCUUUCAGAGAGAUAGCUGAGGGAAAGGGGAAACAUCUUGUGAUGAAGCUUGUCCUUCUGGUGAUGUUUUAAUUACAGAUUAUAAAGAUAGAAGGAAAUUGCAGUGGGUUAAGUGUAUAGCUUUCAUAUUUACAUUUCAAUGAAUUACCAUUGUAACUUGAUAAGAGAUGAUUUAUUUUAUGUAAACAUUGCAAAGCAAGGUGUAGAAGCUCAGCUAGAUUUAUUACUGUGCACGAGAGUAAAUACCUAUCUCAAUUAUUCUUUUUUUUCAAUAUAAAGUUUGCUGAAUGUACAAGAAAAGUUUAUCACUUAGGAUAUAGAAUUUUUUUAGGGGUUGAGGGAGGGGCUCUGUCAGGAAAUUGUUACAAGCAAAUACUGUCUUGAUUUGAUCCAAAAAAUAAAACCAUAAAACUAUUCUUGAACUAACAUGGAAAAAUAAAAUGGCUACUGUUUUAAAAAUGAUAGCAAUAUAUUGUUGACAGGAAUGAGUUAUUUUCUAUAAACUGUAAUUGAUGACAUGGAUAAUAUCUUCAUGUUUCUGAGAAGUAACCUGUACAUGGGGGAGGGGAUAAUAAAUAUUAUUUCUAACCAAGA